Messenger RNA from Macrobrachium nipponense, 690 nucleotides. RefSeq lists its product as uncharacterized. The transcript has a single exon. Bases 1 to 690 code for a protein of 229 amino acids. NCBI's taxonomy places the organism in Eukaryota, Metazoa, Arthropoda, Malacostraca, Decapoda, Palaemonidae. The record is from RefSeq and is a predicted model, not a curated record.
AUGGAACGGCUUCUACGCCCUCCCUGGUUCGAGGUGGACCCUGACUCUGCCCAGGCCGCCAAGGAGUGGACACACUGGCUGAGGAUGUUUACAAACUUCGUUCAAUCAGUGCAGCUGACUACCCCUAUGCUUGACAAACUGGUUCUUCUCACUAACUAUGUGGCUCCUAGUGUGUAUGAUUUUAUUUCUGAGUGUGAGACUUAUGAGAAGGCUGAAGAGGUUCUGACAUCUUUGCACGUGAAACCAAAGAAUGAAAUAUUUGCCAGACAUUUACUUGCCACUCGCAGGCAAAACUCAGGUGAGUCCCUGGAUCAGUUCCUGCAGGCACUGAAGCUACUUGCUAAGGACUGCCAAUUCAAAAGUGUAACUGCGGAGGAAGCGUGUGACAGUUAUGUUCGGGAUGCCUUCAUUAAUGGUUUGGUCUCGUGUGCAAUACGCCAGCAUCUGUUGGAGAAUAGGACACUGAACCUAAAUACUGCUUAUGAACAGGCCCGCACUCUGGAAAUGGCCCAGAAGCAUUCCGCCUCCUCCUCUUCAGCAGAACCUGUCAAUGCUGCUUUGUCAGCAGUGAGUCGAGAGGAGGAAUCAGCUAGUCUGUUUCUGCUGCUACUUCUGGUGCUCGAUGCUUUUUUUGUGGGAACAACCAGCAUCCCCGGACUCAGUGUCCUGCUAAAGACGCAGUGUGUUUGA